UCCAGGGGCCCAGCCGUCUGCUAGCCCUGCCCAGGAGGCUCCCGAGAACUGUGGAACCCUGUGCCCUCGAGACUUCCAGAGCAGCCCCGUGUGUCACAGAGCGGCCCGCGAGGCUUCCGUCUUUGCUUGGCUGAGCGCAGAUGAGGAUGCUGCAGACAUGUUUAACCCUCAUGUGUUAGAUUCUCCAGCCGUGAUUUUCGACAAUGGUUCCGGGCUCUGCAAGGCGGGGCUGUCUGGAGAGAUCGGUCCCCGCCACGUGGUCAGCUCUGUCGUGGGGCACCCCAAGUUCAAGAUGCCUUCGACGGGAGCCAAUCAGAAGAAGUACUUUGUGGGGGAAGAGGCCCUGCACAGGUACGAGGUCUUGCACCUGCACUACCCCAUUGAGCGGGGCCUGAUCACGGGCUGGGACGACAUGGAGAAGCUCUGGAAGCACCUCUUCGAGUGGGAGCUGGGGGUCAAGGCCAGCGACCGGCCGGUGCUCAUGACCGAGCCCUCGCUGAACCCCAGGGAGACCCGCGAGAAGAUGGCCGAAGUCAUGUUCGAGGGCUUCGCCGUGCCCGCCUUCUACCUGUCGGACCAGGCGGUGCUGGCCCUCUACGCCUCGGCCUGCGUCACGGGCCUGGUGGUGGACAGCGGGGACGGGGUCACCUGCACCGUCCCCAUCUUCGAGGGCUACUCCCUGCCCCACGCCGUCACCAAGCUCUACGUGGCGGGGAGGGACAUCACGGAGCACCUCACGCGGCUGCUGCUGGCCAGCGGCAGGGCCUUCCCCUGCGUGCUGGACAAGGCGCUGGUGGACGACCUCAAGGAGAAGCUGUGCUACGUGGCCCUGGAACCGGACAAGGAGCUGUCGCGGAGGUCGGAGGACGUGCUGCGGGAGUACAAGCUGCCGGACGGGAACAUCGUCCCCAUCGGGGACCAGCUCUACCAGGCGCCCGAGGCCCUGUUCUCGCCCGACCAGCUGGGCAUCCAAAACCCGGGCCUCUCCAAGAUGGCCUCGUGCAGCAUCACCAAGUGCGACGCCGACAUCCAGAAGACGCUUUUCGGGGAGAUCGUGCUGUCCGGGGGGACCACCCUGUUCCAGGGGCUGGACGACCGGCUUCUCAAGGAGCUGGAGCAGCUGGCUCCCAAAGGGACCCCCAUCAAGAUCACGGCGCCACCCGACCGGUGGUUCUCCACCUGGAUCGGCGCCUCCAUCGUCACCUCCCUGAGCAGCUUCAGGCAGAUGUGGGUCACCUCCGCAGACUUCAAGGAGUUCGGGACGUCCGUGGUCCAGAGAAGGUGCUUCUGA
Messenger RNA from Sus scrofa (pig), 1291 nucleotides. RefSeq names its product actin related protein T2 (gene ACTRT2). The record is from RefSeq and is a predicted model, not a curated record. Lineage: Eukaryota; Metazoa; Chordata; Mammalia; Artiodactyla; Suidae.